Messenger RNA from Bactrocera oleae (olive fruit fly), 2801 nucleotides. RefSeq names its product Gustatory receptor 64a (gene Gr64a). Gene Ontology annotation, cellular component: membrane. NCBI's taxonomy places the organism in Eukaryota, Metazoa, Arthropoda, Insecta, Diptera, Tephritidae. The record is from RefSeq and is a predicted model, not a curated record. Gene Ontology annotation, molecular function: sweet taste receptor activity. Gene Ontology annotation, biological process: detection of chemical stimulus involved in sensory perception of taste; sensory perception of sweet taste.
GAGGCUGUUUCAGCAGCUGCUUUGGGUUCGCUUUCUUGCUGCUUUGAAGAAUUACAAAUAUCAAGCUUUCCUUGAAGUUCUUCAAUGCGUUUAUUAGCUGUCGAAAGUCUGGAAAUUGAAACAACGUAAAGUGUAAUAAAUUUAAGUCUAUGUUUGUCUUCGAAAUCACUUAGGGCUAUUUGAGGCGCAAAACAAAAUGGAAGGACGAAAAUCAAAUCAAAUAACACUCAGCUCGCAUAUAACGGUUAUUUGGAAAAUAACACUCUAACAAAAAACUUCAGAAACACAAAAUUUAGCUACUGGUUUGGAGACCUUCUAAGAAAACUAUUGUAUUAUUAUUUUUAUUUCCGACUGGGUAUGAACAUGUUAAUGAGUACACACUUACGGGCUAAUAAACCCGCCCAUAUGUACCUGACUUGUUUUUGAAAAACCAAAACAUACAAAAUACUGCCAGUGCUGAGCAUUUGGUAUUAGUGUCUCAUUUACGGUUCUCAAAUGCACUCGUACUUUGGCAAUUAUUAUAGCAAAAUAUAAAUAAUUGAAAACCGUGGCUGCUUUCCUGAAUAAAAAUGCUUAGCCGAAAUAAGUUACGUGAAAUUUUGUCUAAGCAUGAUCAGGCUUUCCAGAGAAACAAAAUUUUACCGUCAAAAACUACAAAUGAAAAUAUUAAAAAUAAAAGUCUAGGAAAGCCGAAUGAAAAAUUAUUUCUGGAGAAUAUAGAGGAUAGUGACGUGAUGAAUCCGAUAGGAAUGACUGGACGGCUUACACCAAUUGAAUAUUUUACAUAUAAGGAAGAUGAUUUUCAUUAUAAAAAACCGACCGAGCGCAUCGAUUAUAGUAGAUUGGACAUCUUUCAUCGAGCUGUAGGUCCAAUACUGAUUAUAGGACAAUGUUUCUCGUUAAUGCCGGUUCAAGGAGUUGGCCAGCCGAAUCCGCGUCACGUACGCUUUUCAUUCAGGACCUUACGGGUGAUGAUCACUUUGAUAUUUUUAAUUGCAAGCUCUGCAUUAAAUUUGGCGAUGAUGAAGCAUUUGGCUAGAAUUGGUGUAAACGCGAAAAAUUUAGUCGGCGUUGUGUUUUUUACAUGCGUGCAAUCAUCGACGAUAUUGUUUUUUUCGCUGGCGCAACGUUGGCCCCGGCUUAUUCGCUUUUGGACUCGCACUGAAAUGAUCUUCAUACGCAAGCCAUAUGAAACGCCUAAACGUGAUUUGUCGACCCGUGUGCGUCGCGCUGCGGUCACAAUAAUAUUCCUCUCAGCAGUGGAACAUUUAUUGUAUCUGGCAUCAGCUGUAGUCUCACAAUAUCGCAGAACAAAUUUAUGUGCCACUCUACAAAACAGCACAGUUCACUUUACAUUCGAGGAGUACGCUUACAAAAAUUAUGACUAUGUCUACGAGAUAUUCCCCAACACCACACUAGUUGGGAGUCUUAUUUUGGUUGUGAAUUUCAUAUGUACUUUCGUUUGGAACUACAUGGAUCUCUUUAUAAUGAUGAUCGGCAAAGGCAUUGCUUAUCGCUUCGAGCAAAUGAAAAUGCGUAUAAAUAAUUUGUUGAAUAAGGAAGUACCUGAGUCUAUUUUCAUGGAAAUAAGAGACCAUUAUGUUAAGUUAUUGGAACUGCUCGAAUAUGUCGAUGAGGACUUAUCAGGAAUUAUUUUACUCUCCUGUGCUAAUAAUCUCUAUUUCGUUUGCUAUCAAUUGCUGAACAUCUUUAAUAAAUUGCGUUGGCCAAUUAAUUACGUUUACUUUUGGUUUUCGCUACUCUUCUUAAUCGGACGGACGGCUUUUGUUUUUCUAACAGCAGCAUCCAUCAAUGACGAGGCAAAAGACGCUUUAGGUGUGUUAAGGCGUGUGUCGUCGAAGACCUGGUGUGUCGAGGUGGAACGAUUAAUUUUUCAAAUGGCAACAUCGACGGUGGCUUUAUCGGGGAAGAAAUUUUACUUUCUAACUAGACGAUUACUCUUUGGGAUGGCAGGCACCAUUGUCACCUAUGAAUUGGUUUUGCUGCAAUUCGAUGAACCCAACCGUUCCAAAGGUCUGCCACAUCUAUGUGCUUAGAGCUCUUAAACGCUUGCCGAGCGAUAUGACAACAACGCACGCCCAUAACAAGGAAAAGCAAAAUAAAUAACAAACACAUACACACACACAACCAUAUCGCCCACCCUACAUACACCUGUGCUUACAUUGAGAUUUUCUGGUUGAAGUUUUAUUAUAUGCGCUUGUGGUUCCUAAUGAGAAAUGGCCAAUUCCUGCCAAAUGGCAUACGUAUGUAUGUAUGCAUGUAAAUAUGUGUCUGUGUCUUAUGCGUAUAGCCCAUGCGGACCAUUGUCCCUGUUACUAUAGAGGUUGCUGCUGAUGAAUUUGUUGUCAUGUUUAUCUGCGAUUGUCACACGAUUUAAUUAGCAACAUGGUAAGCAACGCCUCAGCAAUUGCAACCACAUUCACACAUGCGGACCGAGUAUUAAUGCAAGGGCAAAUGUACAAGUGUAUAAAUGCAUUUAGGUGUGUUAUCAUAUGUAUGUAUGAAAAUGUGUGCACAUAAGGUAUAUUCAACAGUUACACCCUCAACGUGGAGAGCUACAAGCCAAACAUACACACAUAUGCUCACAAGUGGGCUGGAUAACUUAAGGCGAAGGAGAAAAUAAUCAUACUAAACGGACUUUGCAUGCAAUGUCAGCUAAAGGACCACUUAAAAUGUUUACUCCAGUUUUGGCUUCUCAUUUAUGGCCAAAUGUAAAAAUUUUCGAACAAAAGUGCAUAUAAAUAAUAUAUUAUAUUUACAUACGCAUACAUAGACGAGUA